AUGGACGGCUCCCUCACGGGAAUUCCCAACUCCUAUACUACCUGGGCGGAUGCGUUCAACUUGCAGCACCCUGGCUGCGACUACACCCAAGUCCUCUUCAACGAGACCGAGGAUAACGUUGAAGAGAGCACCUGGUACAGCGUCACGGACAGCAUCACGACUGAGCCGUCCAUCUUCCUCACGGAUCCGGGAGAUUACCAGCAUUCCAGCCCGGUAGCCCGAGGCUAUCGGGCCGCUCGCAAGUUGCGCCAAAGAGGAUCUGCAGUCGAAGAGGCUUCGCAGACAUGCGCUUGGCGGCGACCGUUGUUUUGGAUUACCUCGGCCGGGGCUGUUUUUAUAUGGACGGCGCUGGUGAUCUUCAAUUGGCGGGUGCUAGCAGAGGACAGACCAAAGAUGUCUGGAGAGGUGAGCCUGCAAAGCAAAGUGCUGGCCCUGGAACGCGACUUGAACAGAGCCAAGGAGGAUCUGGCCCAAAAGGACCAACUCCUGGCCGCGUAUCGUGAGACAAAGGAUCUUGCCAAAGAAAGGGCCAGGCCCCAGCAGCCCAAGCCCGAAGCCAACCUGCGCGGCUUCACAUCCAGCUCAGACAGCCCCAGCCCAGUCAUCCAAGGCCCAGGCUUUGCCACUUGCACCUUCCAAGAAGACGCAGAUUAUUCCCUCAUGGGCGGCCGUGGCAGGGAGGAAGUGGUCAAGGAGAAGUCCAACAAGGCGGAAUGCUGCCAGCUCUGCCUUGCACGUAAUCAGCUCUCCGGCGGCUGCACGGUGGCGGUCUUGAGCUCUGCUGCCGACGUGCCGCCCUCCGCGUGUUGGAUCAAAACGGUGGCUCCCGGUGGCCGCAGUGCCGGCCUGAAGCCCUUCCGGAAGAUUGGGGUGGUGUCGUGCCUGCCGCAGGGGGAGAACGUCCCAACCUUGCCGCCUGCGCCGGACACCGGGGUGCUGCAGGACCACGAGAAGGGCCUGCUGGCUCUCCAGCAGCUGCCUGCCUCCGGCGGCGCCUUGGCGCGCGCCAACGCGGUGAAGGACUCCAUCCGCCAUGCCUGGUCCAACUACAAGCAGUACGCCUGGGGCAUGGACGAGUUGCUCCCGGUGGCGGGGAAGGGCCGCAACCGCGGCUUCAACUUGGCCAUCACCAUGGUGGAUUCCCUGGACACCCUGUGGCUUGCGGGCUUGCGGGAUGAUUUCCAUGAGGCCAAGGACUGGCUGGCCUCCAACUUCCCGCAGAAGAUCGACGCCAUGGGGAACGCGGUGUCGGUCUUCGAGACCACCAUUAGGGCGCUGGGGGGCCUUCUCUCCGCCUACGACCUCUCCAAGGACAAGGCCUUCCUGACUCUGGCGGAAAAGCUGGGCCGGCGAAUUCUGCGGACGGUCACCGCCCGGGGCGUCACGCCCUACACCUUCGGUGGCGGCCGCGGCGGAAGCUCCUGCCCAAGCCUCGCGGAGUCUGGGACGCUGCAGCUAGAGAUGCGGUAUCUCUCCCAUGCAACCGGGGACGACGUGUUCGCCUUGAAGACUAUGAAGUUCUACGACACCGUCAAAAACUUCAAGUCCUUGGAGGGGCUGUGGCCCAACUGCUUCGAGAAGGAGCGGGGGAAGAUCACCUUGGGCGCCGAUGGGGAUUCCUUCUAUGAGUACCUCCUCAAGGUGUGGCUGCAGGGGGGGCAGCAAGAGAACGAGCAGUUCCUGAAGGCGAUGUACGACGACGCCGUGCGCGGGGUGCAGAAGCACAUGGUGCGGAAGGGCACGGACGGCUUGACGUAUCUGGGCACCGUGACCUGGGACUCCCACACCCAGGCGGCCUCCUACACACCCGAGAUGGAGCAUCUCAUGUGCUUCGUGCCCGGCUGGCUGGCGCUGGGCUCGCGGAAGCCGGGGACUGGAAGCCGGGAGAUCAUGAACCUGGCCGAUGCCUUGGCCUACACAUGUUGGCAGAUGUACGAGCAGCAGCCCACCGGCAUCUCCCCGGAGCGGGUCAAGGGCGAGGCCAUGGACCUCAGCAAAACCAACACCCGGGAGUACAUCUUGCGGCCUGAGGCGGCGGAGGGAUGGUGGUACAUGCUGGAGCUCACCGAAGACGCAAAGUACCGUGAGUGGGGCUGGAAGGCUUUCCUGGCCUUCGAGAAAUGGCUUUGGGUGCCCCACGGCUACGCGUCCCUGAAGGACGUGCGCUCAACCAGCAAGACCUACCUGGACCGCAUGGAGAGUUUUUUCAUCGCGGAGACCCAGAAGUACUUACUCUUGCUGCAGGAUGUGGACCAUGAGAUGAAGCUGGAUCGUUAUGUCUUCAACACGGAGGCACAUCCGCUGUCCAUCCUGAAGUGA
Molecule: messenger RNA, 2319 nt
Organism: Effrenium voratum
Lineage: Eukaryota; Dinophyceae; Suessiales; Symbiodiniaceae
Source: the annotation of a GenBank genome assembly